AUCCAACCUCAGGAGCCGGUUCCUCUCAUGCAGAAUUUGAGGCAUGCUAGCUUUCACAAUAUUAGAGAACAAUGCGACCUCACUUGGACAAUGCUCAUUUUGAAAUCUGCACCCCACUUGAAGACUCUUGGUGUUACGGUAUCGGACCAUAGCUGUGGUGACACCGACCCAGUGGACGCUGAGACCAUAAGGCAAUCAUUUUCCCAAGAAGAUAUUAUACAGUGGCAACCUUCUGAUUUCAAGCAUUGCGACUUGUCUAUGCUCGUCAUUCAAGGUUUUCAAGUCCAAGAAAAAUUCAUGAAGUACAUAAAACGUCUCAUGAAAGUGGCAACAAAUUUGGAAGAGAUGUGUUUGUUACGCGAUGAAUGCAAGAACUGUGGAUUUUACUGAUCUGGAGGAUAUCCGCGGACAGAUAAGGAGAGGGACUCAACGAGAAGACAGAUCAACCACGGAAGAUGCGCCCCGAUCAAAGUGACUUUUUGAUCAUAUACGUUUUGUGUAGCUUUUUUUUUUUGCAAAUGCAUGUUAAAUGAGAACCAUACAUGGGAGGGCCCUUUUGGCUCUUGGGUGCA
Molecule: messenger RNA, 572 nt
Organism: Triticum urartu
Lineage: Eukaryota; Viridiplantae; Streptophyta; Magnoliopsida; Poales; Poaceae
Source: RefSeq, a predicted model, not a curated record